GCCAUGGCAUCUAGACCCAACAUGAUGGCCCCCAUUUGUCUGGUGGAAAACAACAAUGAGCAUCUGUCAGUGAAUCAGAAAGCUCUAGAGAUUCUUGACCAGAUUUCUCAGCCAGUGGUGGUCGUGGCCAUUGCAGGACUGUAUCGUACAGGCAAAUCCUACUUGAUGAAUCAGCUUGCAGGACAGAAUCACGGUUUCCCUCUGGGCUCUACGGUGCAGUCUCAAACCAAGGGCAUCUGGAUGUGGUGUGUGCCUCACCCCUAUAAGUCUGAUUGCACUCUGGUCCUUCUAGACACCGAGGGCCUGGGCGAUGUGGAAAAGGGCGACCCUAAGAAUGACUCGUGGAUCUUUGCCCUGGCCGUGCUUCUGUGUAGCAGCUUCGUCUACAACAGCCUGAGCACCAUCAACCACCAGGCCCUGGAGCAGCUGCAUUAUGUGACAGAGCUGACAGAACUCAUCAGGGCAAAGUCCUCUCCUAAAUCAGAUGGAAUAGAAGAUUCAAUAGAGUUUGUGAGUUUCUUUCCAGACUUUAUCUGGGCCGUACGGGAUUUCACCCUGGAGCUGAAGUUAAAUGGCCACCCUAUCACAGCAGAUGAGUACCUGGAGAAUGCCUUGAAGCUGGUUCUAGGCAUGAAUCACAAAGCUCAAAUAUCUAAUCUCCCUAGAGAGUGCAUCCGGCAUUUCUUUCCAAGACGGAAGUGUUUUGUCUUUGAUCGGCCAACAAAUGACAAAAAACUCCUAGCCAAUAUUGAGAAGGUUGCAGACAACCAACUGGAUUCUAACUUCAAGGAACAAAUAAAGAAUUUCUGUUCAUACAUCUUCACCCAGGGGAGAACCAAGACCCUCAGAGAGGGAAUCAUGGUCACUGGGAAACGGCUAAGGACUCUGGUGGUGACUUAUGUGGAUGCCAUCAACAGUGGAGCAGUGCCUUGUUUGGAGAAUGCGAUGAUGACUCUGGCCCAAAUUGAGAACACUGGGGCCGUUCAGAAGGCAGCCAACCACUACAGCGAGCAGAUGGCCCAGAGAGUGAGCUUCCCCACAGACACCCUGCAGGAGCUACUGGACCAGCAUGCAGCCUGUGAGAAGGAAGCCAUAGCAAUCUUCAUGGAGAACUCCUUCAAGGAUGACAACCAGGCAUUCCAGAAAAAUCUUGUGGAAAUCAUAAAAGAUAAGAAGGAUGGGUUCUUGCUGCAGAAUGAAGAUGCAUCUGUUAAAUACUGUCAGGAUAAACUUGAGCAGCUUUCCAAGUCCCUAAUGGAAAGUAUUUCAGCAGGCAUUUUCUCUGUUCCUGGUGGUCACAAGCUCUACAUGGAAACAAAGGAAAGGAUUGAACGGGACUACUGGCAAGUGCCCAGGAAAGGAGUGAAGGCAAAUGAGGUUCUCCAGAGGUUCCUGCAGUCACAGGCAGCAAUAGAGAAUUCCAUCCUGCAGGCAGACAAAGCGCUCACAGAUGGGGAGAAGGCCAUGGCAGUGGAGCGGGCCAAGAAGGAGGCAGCUGAGAAGGAACAGGAGCUGCUGAGACAGAAACUACAGGAGCAGCAGCAGGAGAUGGAGGCACAGAAGAGGAGCCUUGAGGAAAAUAUAUUGCAACUGAAGGAGAAGCUGGAAAGGGACAGAGAGAAUAUAUUAAGAGAGCAGAAUAUGAUGUUGGAGCAUAAAUUGAAGGUUCAAGAAGAUUUGCUUAGAGAAGGAUUUAAAAAGAAAUCUGAAGAGUUGAAUGCAGAGAUCAAUCAUUUGAGAAAUAUAAUUGAUACUACUCAAAAUGAUAAUUCUUCCUGGAUUGAAAAAGCCAUAAAUAGAAUUGUCCCUGAGAUCUUUUCAAUAGUGUGUUCUCCUGGUAAAGUUAUUGGUAAUAUUGUGAGAGGCAUUGGCUCACUGUUUAAAAAGAAAUAAUUCUCCUUUGAAAGAAAUUAUAAAAUGUGGAUAUAUGCUAUGGCUUGUUUUUAGUGUAUAUUCUUUUCAAUUUCAUUCAUCAAAGUCUUAAACAAAAAUAGUGCCUACUAAAGGAUAUCAAUGCCUAGCCCUCAUUAGAUAGAAUUAAUGCUCCUAUGCUUUGAUAUAGCAUGUUUACUUUAUGAAAUAUGCAUGUUUAAAUAAAUAUACUUACAAACAA
This is a messenger RNA of Eptesicus fuscus (big brown bat), 2113 nucleotides long. Its product is annotated as guanylate-binding protein 6-like. Gene Ontology annotation, molecular function: GTPase activity; GTP binding. Gene Ontology annotation, biological process: defense response to Gram-positive bacterium; defense response to protozoan. NCBI's taxonomy places the organism in Eukaryota, Metazoa, Chordata, Mammalia, Chiroptera, Vespertilionidae. The transcript has 10 exons. The record is from RefSeq and is a predicted model, not a curated record. The coding region runs from base 4 to 1893 and encodes 629 amino acids.